CUAAGGGCGAAAGCAACAGAUGAAGUGUCAACGUGUGGAUGCAAUCCGCCUUCUCACUCACUCCACGCACACGCCGCUCUUCGCAGCGCCGCCGAGCGCAGCGCCGCCGCCCGCUCCCUCUUUGUUUCUCUCUAUCUCGGCCGGAUCCUCCGCCCUCUGCCGCCGCAGCAGCGCCAGUCCUCUCUCGGUCUAGCGGGGUAGAGAUCCGUCCGGGCGCUGGUGAAAAGAACUCGUCUUUGCUUUGGUUCUUGUUCUUCUUCUUGAGCGCGCAAGAUCGACAUGAGUUGACGCCGUAGGAUUUCGUGCUAUCUUGGUAUCUAAUUUAAGGCCUACGGACAAUCUCUCUAGAAAACUUAUACCCCUUGGUGUGCAGUACUCUUCGUAUCAAUCUUACAGUUCUUGAGAAGUGAUACAUCUGCUCAUCAGCAAUAUGUCCAUAGAAGGGAGGAAAUUGAGUGUGAUAAACAAGAGCACUGCAUUAAAUCCCAAUGCAGAAGAAUUUGUUCCUUCAUCCCUUAGAUCUGUCAAUGAUGCCUCCAUGAGAUCAGAUGCAACUAUGGUCGUUGUCUCAGGACCAUCCAAAGAAACUAGCAGAGACCAGCCAGAGUCCAUUAUACGGAGUAAUUCUGAUGAAGAAGCACACCAAUAUUGGCAACAACAGCUCCCAGAUGACAUCACCCCUGAUUUCAAAGUCCUGGGACAAGAUGAGACCCCAGAUCCUGACAGUCUGUCGCUCACAGGCCUGUCCAUAAAUGAUGGCAUUGGCGCGUCAAUAUUUUCUCCAAACCAGACACUGAGCAUGCAGCACCGUGCUUCUCUUAUCAGGGACAAACUGAGUACACGUCCAAAGAUUGAAUUUACUGGCCCAACUUAUAUAGAUGAAAGGUCACAAGCUACAAUUAUGAGUCCAACUGCCAGUUCCCUGAGUCCAACUGCUGCUCCAUGGGUAAAGACAGUAAGGAAUGGGGGACAGUACAGCACAAACAGAAGGGAUGUCGGUCACUGCAAUAGAGAUUCUAGCAUUGGAGCUUCAUUGCACAACCUUACUAAUUCUUAUCAUGGUAGCAGGCGCAGCUUAAGCUCAACUACGGAUAUGAUGAGUCAACUGGAGCAGAAUAAAGUUGAUGGACGACUCAGUCAGAACCUCAGGUCACUGUCAUUUGGAUAUUCAAGUCCUCCGUCUGCAGCAUCAUAUUCCCAAAAUGGUCUUGUGAACUAUAGUAAAGAAGCUUUUGGUCUGCCAAACAGUCCAUAUAGAUCUCAUUCAGCUAUACUCGCAGACGAUAUUGUUUCACCUUCAACUGGACGUGAACAUUUAUCUCUGGAUGCCCCUAGAGGAAGGUACAAGAAUUUGCCUGUUUCUGGUCUUGGUUCAAGCAGAGGUUCUCAGCUUUUGGUUGGCUCGUAUAAUGGACAUCACGAUAUGAUCUCAACCAGUACCUUACAAAACAUAGCUGGGAUUCAGACAGGACCAGCUUGGCUUGAAAGUGAUGCUGCGGCAAACCCAUAUUUAGAAUCAAAGGAUGAAGUUCAUGACUUUGCAAGCCCGCGGCAUGCAUUUCUUGAACAGCAGGAUAGGCAGGCUUUUCUAACGGGCAACAACCCUUUAACAAAGGAUCUAACAUUGAAGGAGCUAUAUAAUAUGCAAAGCAGGUUAAAUCAGGAGAAGGUUAAAGAAACAACGUACCGUCAAAGGUUCCAAAUGCCAGAGCUACAAGGUCUCAUCCAGGAGCAAAAUCCCCCAAUAGAUCUCUGCGGUCUUCAUAUCAGCGAGGCGAUACACGUCCUGAACUACGAACUCAACAACCGGAGGAAGAUUGCCCGAGCCACCGGGUGCCGGCUCCAUGUCAUCAUAGUAUCAAGCACCCGUACCCCUGCGAGGCUGACCGCCGCCGUCGAGCAGUACCUCAUGGAGCACGGCCUGCAGUACACGCAGGCACAGCCAGGACUCUUCCGUGUCCUGCUUCAGUGAUAGAACGGGAUGGGAGGCUCUAGAUGUUCAUCAGAUGAAAAGAAAAAGAAAAGAAAAGAAAGUUUGACUUGUACUUUUGUAUAUGGCAGAGAUGGCUAGCAGAAUAGAAGCGUUACGAUAGCUCCUGUAAUAUUCGUAUAGCAGGCUUUUUGUCAGCAAAUGUUUACAUUGUGAAAUUUGCGGAGUUAGGCGACAUGAUCGUUCGCAAUCGUUUAAGGCCCUCAA
This is a messenger RNA of Phragmites australis (common reed), 2197 nucleotides long. Its product is annotated as polyadenylate-binding protein-interacting protein 7-like. The transcript has 8 exons. NCBI's taxonomy places the organism in Eukaryota, Viridiplantae, Streptophyta, Magnoliopsida, Poales, Poaceae. The record is from RefSeq and is a predicted model, not a curated record. The coding region runs from base 431 to 1972 and encodes 513 amino acids.